Anopheles marshallii is the source of this 789-nucleotide messenger RNA. It is a transcript of the gene Dtwd2, whose product is annotated as tRNA-uridine aminocarboxypropyltransferase 2. The transcript is spliced from 2 exons. The record is from RefSeq and is a predicted model, not a curated record. Lineage: Eukaryota; Metazoa; Arthropoda; Insecta; Diptera; Culicidae. The coding region runs from base 1 to 789 and encodes 262 amino acids.
AUGAGUGAAUUAGUUUUAGAAUCCUCUGCAUGGGAGGACUUAGCCAAUAUCCCAGCGGAUCCACCUAGGAUGCGGCCUAUGUGCACCCAAUGCUGUCGUCCCACACAGGUGUGCUGGUGUUCAGCUCUACCCUCACAACCACUUAGCCCCGGUGGUCGCAUAGUACUUCUACAGCAUCCUGCCGAAGAAAAACGAUCCCUACGGACCGCUCCCAUGUUAUCUGUUGGACUCGCUCCAGGAAAGUGUCUUAUUUACAAGGGAAAAAAGUUUCCUCGCCACGAUCUGGAGCUAGAAACGAUAUUGGCCGACAAACGAUCCCUGUUGCUAUAUCCUAGCGCAAACUCUGUUCCGAUCGAACAAAUCGAUCCUAGCGAAGGUCCGUACAAUUUGAUACUGAUUGAUGGUACGUGGCCACAGGCGAAAGCUAUCUAUCACAGCUCAACCGCACUGCACGGAAUGCGACAGGUGAAGCUUGUAUCAUCUGGCACGAGCAGCUACAUUAUCCGAACCCAACCUACGGAAGGUUGCCUCAGUACGCUAGAGACGGCCAUCGAAGCGCUCAGCGUACUGGAACGAGACGAUCGGUACCGGGAACAGUUACUGCAGCCCCUGCACGUUUUGUGCCAAUUUCAGCUGGCAAACGGUGCGGUUACGCAUCAGUCGAAAGAGUUCCUCAUCCGCCAUAACCAAUACCCGAAGCUUAUCGGACGACGAUUGAACCGGUUGCUGAAGCAGGCGGAUAACUUCAAAGAUGAUCCAACGGAACCUACGGAAAGCAUGUCUUCGUAG